Molecule: messenger RNA, 1324 nt
Organism: Puntigrus tetrazona (Sumatra barb)
Lineage: Eukaryota; Metazoa; Chordata; Actinopteri; Cypriniformes; Cyprinidae
Gene: malsu1
Product: mitochondrial assembly of ribosomal large subunit 1
Exons: 4
Coding region: 615-1217 (200 amino acids)
Biological process (GO): negative regulation of translation; negative regulation of ribosome biogenesis
Cellular component (GO): mitochondrion
Molecular function (GO): ribosomal large subunit binding
Source: RefSeq, a predicted model, not a curated record
UCAUAUCAGAUAAUUAAGAGAACAUCACACUUUCACACAGAAUAUAAAACAUUUCAAGCUGUUUUUAUCAGCUAACCUCAUAUUCUCCAUUAAUCAGCAGAAACACAGAUAUAAUAUAAUUACAGUAUAUUUAUGAUUAUAGUGUUUAACUCGUUUAUUCUAAAUGUUUUCAGGUGCUAUGUUUGUGCUUUUAACUGUGAUUAUAACGAUGAUAUAAAACUAAAUCUAUGAUCCUCUGGAAGACCAGUAGAUUUUUUACAUAAAUGUGCUUCUGUAUCCCAAAUAAAGCUACUAUCAGAUGUGUUUUUCUAGAAGAGACGAAAAUAUGUUACAUUACUGAUAUUAUCAGGAAACACAAACCUGCUUGUAAUUUCAAACAAUAUGAAGAAAUUUCACACAAAUCACUAUUAACUCUGGUUUUUACAUUUUCCAUAAUUAAGCAGACAUCUGACUUUAAGCUUGAAAUAAAUAUAAAAAAAUGACAUUUAUUGUGAUAAUUAUCAAUAUAGACUGAGAUCCGCUCCGGAGCAGCAGGGGGCGCCGCUCAGAGACACAGAAGAGCGGCUCCCAUCUUCUUCUUCUUCCUCUCAAUCUGACAGAAACCAUCGCGCAGAAUGAUCGCAGCGCGCCGCGUCGGGUCGGUAGCGUCGUGUUUUCGUCGCUCGAUCACAGAUAUGUUCAUUAACAUAAAAGCAGAGUCACAGAUGAUCCCACGAAGAGCUCAGGACUACACGACCUCAGCGGAGCGGCCUGAGAGCGGACCCCGGUCACCUCCUCAGAAGCUGGACGUGUCUCUCCUGGUGUCUCUGCUGAAGCUGGAGAACGCUGCUGAUAUCUGUGUGAUCCGCACGGCUCCGGAGCUCAGGUACACGGAGCACAUGAUCAUCGCGAGCGGAUCUUCUUCUCGACACCUGAGCGCCGUCGCUGAGCUGCUGCUGCGAGCGUUCAAGCUGCUGCGGAGAGACGAGGACGGCUUCGCUCGACUGGAAGGAAGAGACUGUGACGACUGGAAGUGCAUCGACUUCGGGUGGAUGGUGCUUCACCUCAUGCUGCCGGACACCAGAGAGAAGUAUGAGCUGGAGAAGCUCUGGACGCUUCGCUCGUACGACGAACAGCUGAAGCGCAUCCCGCCAGAAACACUGCCCUCAGACUUCAUCUACGAUAUCUCUCACACACACACACACACACACACACCUGAGCGACUGAAGCCGGUCUGAGCUCGGUCGUCUGAGGGGCUGAUGAGGAACGAAAUGCUGGAGAAAAAUCUACAGCGACUUUAAAUAUUUAAAAACGACAAAGAUUUUGAAUAAAUUGAACUCAUGAA